AUGCUAUCCAAGUCGGCACUUCCUCUGCUGAUAGCAGCAGUUUCAGCGCAACAGGCUUGCUAUCGUCUUGAUGGUUCCGAAGCGAGCCCAGAAUUCGCACCUUGUAACCCAAACGCAGAGGUCAGCGCCUGCUGCCAUCUCAAUAAAGACGUGUCGGAUAUUUGCUUGAGCUCUGGUCUCUGCCUCUCGCAGCAGCCUGGGUACGAAGGGCUGAUAUAUUCAAACGGCUGCACAGACAAGACGGGCAAAGACUCUGCCUGUCCCCAGCCAUUUACUGCGUACAAUGUUCUUCCAUGUGCCCUUGGAAGGCAGUUCUUUUGCCGUGCCUUUGGAGAUAACAAUAAUUGCUGCGGUGACAUCGUAACAGUCGCAAUAGGGUCAGUCGUGACAGCUGCAUCGGCAACGCUGGCUUCUACCGCAAUGACGACCGGGGGGGCCAUUAGUGGAACUAUCUCAACAACCAAACCGACGACAAUAUCUUGGGCCAACUCUACGGAUGCUAAUACCCUUGAUACAUGUCCUAAAGACAACUCUGUGGUUAUCGGGGGUGCUGUGGGAGGGGCUCUCGGUGCCAUUCUUGUGGGUUCACUA
Messenger RNA from Clonostachys rhizophaga, 591 nucleotides. Lineage: Eukaryota; Fungi; Ascomycota; Sordariomycetes; Hypocreales; Bionectriaceae. The record is from the annotation of a GenBank genome assembly.